Molecule: messenger RNA, 2136 nt
Organism: Monosiga brevicollis MX1
Lineage: Eukaryota; Choanoflagellata; Craspedida; Salpingoecidae
Exons: 4
Coding region: 1-2136 (711 amino acids)
Biological process (GO): protein localization to plasma membrane
Cellular component (GO): apical plasma membrane
Molecular function (GO): protein-membrane adaptor activity; protein binding
Source: RefSeq, a predicted model, not a curated record
AUGCCGCUGUUUGGUCGUCGACGCGACUCGCCCCAGCGACGGGGGAGCACCGGAAGUCUGGCUGGUGCAAGCCCCGAGGAGAUUCGCUCCAAGUUAGCCACCAUAUCUUUCAGCGCCAAUACCCCGCCCAUGCCCGUUUCCCCGCCCAACACCAGCGAGCGCAAUGGAGCCGGGCGCUUGGAAGUUCGCCGUAGCUCUCUACCCACAAGCUCUGGCUUGCAUGUUCAGUCCUCCCAGUCCUCGGCGUCGGGUACCACCCCCCCACCUGCUCACACGGCCUCGAGUGCAACCCCACCGCCCGGAUCGCCGUUGGUGCAACAUGCUGCCAUUGGCGGUCACGCCGGCCGGUCGCGCGUGCGGCGUGGUAGUCUUGAGACGGGGGCCGGUGUCCCCUUUGAUCAUCAUCCUAGCUUUGUCCCGCAACAUGGCUCGCCCCAGAAUGGCUCACCCCAGCACGGCUCGCCGCAGCACGGCUCACCCUUACCAGGGUCACCCAUCCGGGGAUCGCCUCUGCCAGGAUCGCCCAUCCGUCCACCCUUGGGCUCCUCGGUUGGUCUCAUGCGUGCCAAUUCAUCACCCAUCAUCACAACCCCGACAAAUCAGGCGCCGACUUCGCGUGGACGCUCCCUAUCCCUCUUUGAGCGUACCAUGGCCGGUAGUCGCCAGCGCAGCGCCUCUCUGACGCGCGAAGAGGCGAGCGCACCAACAUCUCCCCUGUACAGUCACAGCGCUAGUCCCAUUGUGCCUCGCCAUCGCUCCUUGUCAGCCUCACCCACUCAAAAGCGUCGUGCCACCGCCAUCUUUCUGCAAGUCGAGUCGGCCGACUUUCGCACCAAAAGCCUCGUCCUCCACGUGCCUGGCCCUUCAAUUCCGCUUGGCGUUGCUCUAGCGGGGGCUGCCCCCGUCUGCGUGAAAAGCAUCACCCCCUCCUCCCCGGCCGAGCGUGCUGGGCUCACCGUAUUUGACCGCAUUCUGGCAGUCAAUGGCACAGGCGUGGCCAGUGCUUCCCUCAACACUGUGACUGAUCUUCUCCGGGUUGCCGUCUUCCAAGCCCUCGGUGAUCGCAUCAGCCCCCCUUCCACUCCCCCACCCCUGGCAGCACACGCCAGCCCGCGUCGUGCAGCCAGCCGACGCCACAUAUCCAUGUCCCUGGAUGAUCUGUCCCAAAUGCCCUCACCCCGAUCCAUUCUGCUUGGACCGGGAAGUACUGGAAGGCGCACUCCUGUCAAAAAGCGUGUGACGCCUUUCGCCGAUAACUUGCCCGUGCUAUCGCUUUCCAGCAGCCCCCCAGACGAUCCGCUCCCCAUGCCUGGUCACGAGUCACCCUUGAUGCCGUUACUGGACGCACAAGAUGCUGAGCGGGCCCUCAUGCUGCUGACUCCGGACGAAGAAGCGCUAUUCGACCGAGUCACCGCACCAGACUCAAGCCUGGAUGACGCAUCACCUAUGCCAAGUUCGCCUCUUGGACGAGGUCUGCGCGAUGUUUGGCGACCCGACCUCAUAUCAUCACCGCCACUUACACCUGCGCCUACCCCCGAGUGUUCAAAUGCUACGUUGGCGCCGCCCCACUCUGCUACGCCUACUGAGGCCUCGCAGGAGGUGUUUGGGGGCUUUAGCGAUCUCAGUGACACGGGAAGCAGUGAUGAUAGUGACGUGGAAAGCGAUGAUAGUAACGUGGAAAGCGAUGGUCAUCCUGAUCCAGUGACUGGGCAUCUGGGCUUACGACGCCCGAUUGUAUCACCCAGCCUGUUGCUCGAACAUCCACCUGCCGACGAGCCCCCCGAGCCACCCGGAGACGUUGACACGCUGGAAGCUGAUGACGCGUUUUCAUCGACUGCCUUUCAAGAGUCUGCUGCAACCUCGGCACCCGAAGAAGGUGCUCGCCGCUUAUUUGGCUUUCAAGGGUACGAAGUGGACGAGGCGGCGUUGGCAAGUUUUGCUGCUCUGGGCGAUGAGUCGACGGUUGACGACAUAUCUGGCUUUGAUGAGGCAAGUCCAGAUAUCCUGCCCACUCGAACCAAAGCUGUGCCUGGGACCGCGGCUGCUGCAGGUCGUCACGUCUUGACUCUAGAACGACGUUCUUCCGACGUGGAUGUGGAUGUGGAUGACGACCUGGCGACAUACGGCUGGGAGUAG